AUGCAACAAGCGCGGCUUCUUAACCACGUUGUAGCCCUCUUCCAUCGCACUUUGAGAUUGAAACUACCUACUUUUACCAAGGCUCAAUCACGCUUUCUUUUCAUAUUCAUACUUGCGUAUCUUGCCGUCCUUCUUCUGCUGCGCUGGCGGGUUUCCCAUGACCCUGGCUCUCCCUUCUUUACGGUCCAAGGUUAUGCGCCCAAGUACAGCCUGACAAGACUACAGCAAGCCCAGACUUUUUUACAAAACAUUGUCCAUUCUGAUAUAGAGAGGAUCAAGAAAAUAGAACAUAUUAACGAAAUAGGUCCAACAUUGCCACGUCUGUGUAUUGGCAUGCCGACUGCCCGGCGUUCUCAGGAGCAAUACGUUGAUAUCACCAUCGCUUCGCUUUUCGCUCAACUGACUCCACAAGAACGAGCGCAGAUACUAUUCAAUCUACUCAUCGCUCAUACGAACCCGGAUGAACAUCCUUUUUACGAUGGGUCGGCAUCGACCGUGAAUGCAUCUCGACUGGCCGACAAUGUCCUCUUCUAUCAUGAUAUUGCUGGCGGCUCAAAGGCAAUGACAAACACGAUCCGUCAGCUUGAAGAAAAAGGAAAAUUUCAUGAAAAGUCGUAUUACGACUACGACCUUUUAUUACACCAAUGUGCUGCUUCCAUGGCUCCGUAUAUUUUGAUCCUGGAAGACGAUGUUCUCGCACAGGAAGGCUGGUAUGCUCGAACAAUGGAGAGCUUACAGAAGCUGGAUACCGAGCCGGGAAUUUCCCGUUUGGGAGGUGAAUGGUUAUAUCUACGGCUUUUCUUCACCGAAAAGUUCCAAGGCUGGCAUAGAGAACACUGGCCUUCUUAUCUGCUCUGGAGCUGUGUUACAGUUACACUGGUAGCCGUCGUUCUGCUUUUUCUUCGUUUCCGACUGUCCUCAUCGUCAGCAUCUUGGUCGUCGUUGCCUUACCCACACUUAUUUCCCCAGAACCCGGACCUGAAGAACCACCACAUGCUAUCUCUUCCAUUCAUCUUGAUCUUGACUUUUAUAUGUGUCCCAGCCCUUAUAAUACUGUAUUUUGCUGCUGGCCCUCAAACAGUACAGCCGCUCCGUCCCGGGAUUCAUGUCAUGAACAACUAUGGCUGCUGCUCACAAGCCUUUGUCUUUCGGCGGACGAUGGCUCUCAAGUUAUUGGACUGGUUUGAUGAACGUAUCGCGGCUGACAUAAAGUCCACUGAUCCCAACAACGAAAACGGACGGAAAUAUCUCCGUGGCUCUGUCGACAGCGCGAUGGAGGUCUUCGCCAAUGAGCAGAAUCUGCAGCGAUACGCCCUUGUUCCUAGUGCCUUCCAGCAUAUUGGAGCUCAGACGUACAAAGAAAGCAAAAACUCAAGAGCACGAGAGUUGUAUAAUAUUAGUGGUGCUCGUGGGAUUUGGAGUUUCGGGUUUGAGCAACUCGUUCCACCGGCGUGA
Molecule: messenger RNA, 1455 nt
Organism: Talaromyces marneffei
Lineage: Eukaryota; Fungi; Ascomycota; Eurotiomycetes; Eurotiales; Trichocomaceae
Exons: 1
Coding region: 1-1455 (484 amino acids)
Biological process (GO): GPI anchor biosynthetic process
Cellular component (GO): Golgi membrane
Molecular function (GO): glycosyltransferase activity
Source: RefSeq, a predicted model, not a curated record